Molecule: messenger RNA, 6009 nt
Organism: Rodentolepis nana
Lineage: Eukaryota; Metazoa; Platyhelminthes; Cestoda; Cyclophyllidea; Hymenolepididae
Source: the annotation of a GenBank genome assembly
GAAAUAUGGAAACCUCCCCUAAAAACAGAAGUAAAUGAAACCCUUUUGAAUUUUCGGGAAGAUGAGAUUUACGACACCGAUGCCAUAAAUGAGUUUAUGUCUCAAACAAGUCUUCCGGGUGAUGGUGUAUUUGUAGUACAAUUAUCUCCGUCUCAGCAGGCAGAGGUGUUUGGUAACCACUUCAUAUCUCAUCUUAGCGAAUACAAAACAAAAAUAUCAUCUCCUAUAUCUCCGGAAACGGACAGAUCAUUAGCUAUUUCGGUUACAAUAGAACCUAUAUACCUUGGUUUGAAUCUUGAGAAGGAAGUCCUCCUAAAAGCUCUCGAGUUGUCAAAUUCUACCGAACAUAAUAUAGUCUCUUUAAAAGAGAUAAUUUCCGACUAUCCCGGCGAGUUUAUCACCUUCAUUUAUGAUGAAAAAUCAAAAUUUGGGGGCAAUUUCAUUAUUGUUACCUCUCAGGAUCUUAAUUAUACUCUUCGUUUGAACGAAACGAAGAUAAACGAUGAAUCCUUGGCCUUGGAUAUAAUUGAAGAAGCAGAUGAUAGUGUUACUUGGAAGUAUCCGACGGUUCAACUUCGCUUGUCACAGCGCGAAAUUCAGAAAGUGCAUCUCGCAGAAUCUCGUAAUCGAAUUGUCUGUAAAUUUGAACGACCAUGUAAAGAGCUAGGAGUAGUACGGUCAUUGAGCAACUGUGAAGAUCUUGAAACAAAUUAUAUGGAGGUUAAGCCCUAUGAAAAUAAGAACUUCAGUGUUCCAAUCAUGGAAUUGGAGCGAGGUGUUACCUGCGUUAACAUGAAAAAAGAUGACAGCACUAAUACAAAUUGGAAGUAUCCUCGCAAUCAAGUCGUACAAUAUGUCCCUAGAAUGACAAUAACUGAGGAAAAGGGCUCUAACACAAUAGCUUCCCUAUCGCAAACUCUAACUUUAGGAAGUGACAAUAUUAUUAAGCUUGUUGAGCAAGGAAUCAAAGAGAAUUGGUUGUUUGACUUCCUUGCAGAUGAUUUUGUUAAUUUGGGGGUCGAGGAUAAUUCUUUUGACAGCAAAUCCACACAUACUUUUAAGGAACUAUCAGUUCUUUCUGAUCUUAGAUUUGUGAAGGAUAAAGCCAUUUCUCAUGUUGAAUGGCAUCCUACUAUUGACGGUUUGAUUGCAAUGUCGGUUGUUGAGAAAUUGACCUAUGACGAUCGUGUUGAUCAGAUGUCAAAAAUUCUUUCUACUCCUACUUAUAUUGUAAUCUGGAGUGUUUUUGAUCAGACCCAACCUCAACUCCUAUUACUUGCCCCGGAAGACAUCUAUUGCUUUAGUUUCAACCCCACUGAUCCUCACAUUGUCGCAGGGGGUUGUAACAACGGAGAAGUAAUACUCUGGGACAUUUCUCAAUUUGACCUAACUGACAUUGCGGAGAAAUUGAAGAUUCCGAAGGAACCUCCGCUAUUCACAUUUGAUGAAAAAGAAUUCAAUAGAGUACCAGUAAUUCAAUGGUGUGCUACUAGCAACGUUGAUGCUUCCCAUAUUACUCCAAUUACUUAUCUGAAAUGGCUACCUGAUCAUAUUGAGUUAGACAGUUUCGGAAUAGUUUAUGAGAACUUAGAACAACGAAGCCUUCAGUUACUCACUUGUGCAACAGAUGGAGGGAUAUUUGUUUGGGAUCUAAGACCAGAAAAGUGUGCUUUGGCUGUGGAUAAGACAAGGGAUCAGAUGAUAAUGCCAUACGAUGUUCCGCAAACUUUCAGCGCACUGGAUGCCAAAUGGAAACCCCUGUUGCAAAUUAAUCUCUUUAGACCAGAUACCACUCCGGAUCACCGUCCAACGUGUUUUUCCAUUAAGGAAAGGCAGGGAAACCGUUCGGUGCUUAAUCUGAAAUCCAAUCAUAACAAGAAAAUAGUCACUGAUGGUGUCACAGGACGCCCGAGUCUAAUACAGGUUUCACCAUUAGACGGUAUAAGCACAACAAUCAUCUGUGGUACAGAGGAAGGAGAUAUAGUUCAUGUUGAUUGGAUUCCACAAAAGGAUGUCAAAACUGGCAAGCGUCAAACACCAAUGCCCAGUUUUGUAUCUCAGCACCACGAUGGCCCAAUUCUAUUCUUAGAAAGGUCGUCCUUCCUUUCCGAUGUGUAUCUCUGCGUUGGCGGAUUUUCUUGGUCAUUGUGGAAAGAGAAUGUCAAAUCCGGUCCCUUGCUUUGCUCUGCUAUAUAUACAAAAGCACCAACAGUAGCGUCAUUUUACACUUUAGGAGGUUUGUGGUCACCAUCUCGGCCUGCAGUAUUCUACAUAAUACGAUCAGAUGGGGUUUUAGAAGCCUGGGACCUUUUGGAUAAGACCCACGAACCAGUUCUUUUGCAUUCUAUUUCAUCGACUGCACUCACUUCCCUGGAUAUUAAACAAGAGGGACGGAAGCAGUGCAUUGCUGUUGGAGAUAUGAAUGGAGUUCUUAAAAUUUUUCUCGUGCCACACAGGCUACAUGUGCCUGGUUCAGAAGAGAAGGAAUCAAUAAAGGCUUAUUUUGAGCGCGAGGAACGUCGAAGAGAUUUUGUUGAAACCCGAUGGAGGAAACGUGAACAGGAGCGUAUUCAAAGUGAGGCAGAGAAUAAACGAUUGGCAGGUAUCACUUCAGCCGCUGCCCUAACAGAACAUGAAAGAUUGCAUAAAAUGAAGAGACGACUAUCCAAGUUAAGUAGUCAUGACGUUUUGCUCUUAAAUCGCUUUACCUUUCAGAUAAUGCUGACCGAAGAAACAGCCACGCGUAUUCUAGACUUCUCUCAGCCAUUGGACAUCAAACUACUCGAUGAUGUCGUAACGGCGAUGUACAAGUCCAGUGGUAAUGAGCAGAAACUCGCUGAAAAAAUUCUAAGUGCUCUCAAGGAGCAUCCCGAUUCCUGGACUCGAGUGGACAGCAUUUUAGAGUUUAGUUCAUCUCAACAAACAAAAUACUUUGCACUGCAAAUCCUUGAAGCUCUGAUUAAGACUCGAUGGAAAGUUCUUGCACGUCCUCAGUGUGAAGGCAUUAAAAAAUACAUUGUUGGACUCAUAAUUCAGACCUCUUCAAACCCAGAACUUAUGGAUAGUGAAAAAACUUAUUUGAGUAAACUCAAUAUGAUUCUUGUUGAGAUUUUGAAGUUCGAAUGGCCAACAAAUUGGCCCCAAUUCAUCCAAGAUAUCGUUGGAGCCAGUAAGACAAAUGAGUCACUAUGCCAGAAUAACAUGGUCAUUCUGCGGUUAUUGAGCGAAGAGGUGUUUGACUUUUCUCUUGGUCAAAUGACUCAAACCAAGGCCAAGCAUAUGAAGGAUUCCAUGUGCCAAGAGUUUGGAAUGAUCUUCCAACUUUGUCAAAUGGUCCUUGAGAAUUCACAAAAUGCUUCCCUUGUUGUUGUCACCUUGGAAACGCUUCUGCGUUUUAUGCAUUGGAUUCCACUAGGAUAUAUCUUUGAGACCAAUCUAAUUCAAGGUCUUGUUACUCGAUUUCUCAGUGUGCCUGCAUUUAGAAAUGUCACUCUGAAGUGUCUAGCAGAAAUCGCUGGUGUUCCGGCGCGAGAUUACAAUGAUAAGGUUGUUGAACUCUACGUUCUGACAACAAACAAGUUAAACGAGAUGUUGCCUCUAUCAACCAGGAUCCGUGAGGCUUUUGAUCGAGGAACCACAGAUGAACAAAACUUUAUUCAAAUUCUGGCCAUAUUCUAUUGUACCUUUUUAAAAUCGCACGGCGAAUUGCUCGAAAACAGGGUACCAACGUCGAAACUUGUCGACGCAUACAAAUAUCUUCUUCGCAUUUCUGAGGUCGACGAUAAGGAAAUCUUCAAGAUUUGUCUUGAGUAUUGGAAUUAUUGGGUCUGUGAGUUAUACACCAAGGCAACUCUCUCUUGUCGCUCUGUGUACUCACCUACUGUUGCUAAGGCUGAGUAUGAACCUAUUCUUUCUGAGCUUCGAACGAUUUUGAUAUCUCGAAUGGCCCGCCCGGAGGAAGUUUUGGUUGUUGAGAAUGAUCACGGCGAAGUUGUGAGAGAGUUCAUGAAGGAUACUGAUAGCUUAAAUCUCUACAAAACUAUGCGGGAGACACUAGUCUAUCUGACCCAUCUUGAUCACGAGGAUACAGAAAAGAUCAUGCUUCAAAAACUCAAGAACCAAGUUAAUGGCACCGAAUGGUCCCGUGCAAAUCUCAACUCACUUUGUUGGGCCAUUGGCAGCAUUUCAGGUUCAAUGAUGGAGGACAAUGAGCGCUCAUUUCUAGUCGUUGUAAUUCGUGAUCUUCUGGGCCUUUGUGAACAUAAACGCGGUAAAGACAACAAGGCUAUUGUUGCUAGUAAUAUCAUGUAUGUGGUGGGGCAAUAUCCUCGUUUCCUGCGAGCCCACUGGCGCUUCCUCAAGACAGUCGCCACGAAACUCUUUGAGUUCAUGCAUGAAACACACGAAGGUGUUCAAGAUAUGGCCUGUGAUACUUUUAUCAAGGUGUCUCAGAAAUGCCGAAGACAAUUACUCAUUCUUCAACCCGGUGCGUCUUGUGGCUUCGUAGAGGACAUUAUCCGAAGUGCUGAUUCAAUAAUAUCUGACUUGCAGCCCCAACAAGUGCAUACUUUCUACGAAGCGGUGGCAACUAUAAUAAGUGCCGAAACAGAUAGGGCAGCACAGAAUGAUCUCGUGGAAGGACUCUUUCGUCUGCCAAACGGUAUUUGGGAUGAAAUUCUUUUGCGUAUUGCUUCUGAUGUGCGGGCUGUAACUGAUGUGGAGGUGGUGAAACAACUUUGCAAUAUCCUCAAAACCAACUAUGCUGCCUGCAGGGCCCUGGGUAACGGCUAUAUGGUUCAACUUUGUCGUAUCUACCUCGACAUGCUCAAUGUCUACAAACUCUUAUCUGGACAAAUCAAUGGACUGAUUGCAACUCAAGGCGAUCAAGUUGUUAAGCAACCCCUUAUUCGUUCCAUGCGGGCUGUUAAGAAGACCAUUCUCAAUCUCCUUUCUUGUUGGAUCCAGCGUAGCCACAACCCUAUCCUUGUAGCAAACGAUUUCCUCCCACCUCUAUUAGAGGCAGUUGCAACUGACUAUCAACAGAGUCCUCCAAUUUCCCGAGAACCCGAAGUACUCACAACUAUGGCUACGAUCGUAAAUCGAUUAAAUGAGAAUGUUCUUCGAUCAUUACCUCGUAUUCUUGAUGCAGUGUUCCAGUGCACCCUCGAAAUGAUUAACAAGGACUUGGAAGAUUUCCCCGAGCAUCGAACUAAUUUCUUUAUUCUUCUCCAGGCAGUCAAUACCAAUUGUUUUCAAGCCCUUUUAUCUCUCACUACAGAGAAGUUUAAACUCAUUCUUGAUAGCGUUAUUUGGGCCAUCAAACAUACUAUGCGACAAGUCAGUGAGACUGGUCUCAAUAUACUCCACACUAUGCUUUCCAAUCUUGCUGUGCCUAAUUCCUCCACUCAGCAGCAUUUACUUAGAUGUUUCUACAUCGAGAUUAUGCAACACAUGUUCGCAGUAAUUACUGACCGUUCGCAAACUGGGAAUUUGACCCUCCAAGCCUCUCUUCUGGCCUUUAUGUUUAAAAUGGUUGAGGUAGGACAGAUUACUGUUGCGCUUGGAGGCGAGGACCCGAACUUGACCGUUGCUCCAGAGGUUAACGUUCAAUAUGUCCAUCAAAAAUUGUUGGAGAUGUUAAAACAGGCCUUCCCACACCUUCAAGAGGCUCAGCUUAUUGUUUUCAUCAAGGGUCUUUUCGCCCUAGACACAGACGUAACCGCAUUCCGAGAGCAUUUGCGGGACUUCCUUGUCCAAAUACGAGAGAUUACGGGCGAGGAUCUCUCCGAUCUCUACUUGGAAGAGAGGGAAGCUGAGAUCGCGGCUGCUCAGUUGGAAAAGCAAAGGCAACAAGCUGAAAUUCCUGGUCUCCUGGGUCCAGCUGGAAUGAACGAUGACUACCCUCCUCUAGGAAAUUCAGCUGGUGGAAUUGGGUCUGGAAUGAGUGGUGGCGUUGGUGUAACAGCUAGUGGCAGCGGUGCGGCUGGUGGCAUGGACAUGGCUGACUAA